Molecule: messenger RNA, 1841 nt
Organism: Brachypodium distachyon (stiff brome)
Lineage: Eukaryota; Viridiplantae; Streptophyta; Magnoliopsida; Poales; Poaceae
Product: probable 1-acylglycerol-3-phosphate O-acyltransferase
Exons: 9
Coding region: 258-1499 (413 amino acids)
Molecular function (GO): A2-type glycerophospholipase activity
Source: RefSeq, a predicted model, not a curated record
UUGCGCUCCAGGCCACACAAACCUCACGCGGGCACGCGGACGCAAGCCAUUACGUAACGAGGCAGCCAAGCCCCACGACGCGCGGUCGGCGGCUCCGGCUCUCGCAUAAAAACUCCUCCAGAACCCACCGCGAUUCCUCCAUCAUCUGCUGGAAUCCGCGCCCGAAACGAUCCCAACAGAAGCUCUAAUCUCCAAAGCCGCCGCGCGUGUUGAGGGUGGUGCGGGGAAAAGCUUGGUGUCGUGAGCCCCCGUGUCGCAUGCGCCGCGCUGCCGCCGUGACGAGGAUGGCAGCGACCGAGGAGAUGAGGCAGGCGUCCGCCGCCGCCGCCGCCACGGUGACCGAGGCCUCGGCGUCGGCGGCCCCGCCCGCGGGGUCCAGGUGGGCGCGGGUGUGGCCGGCCGCGCUGCGCUGGAUCCCCACCUCCACCGAGCGCAUCAUCGCCGCCGAGAAGCGCCUCCUCUCCGUACUCAAAACUGGGUAUGUCCAAGAACAAGUUAACAUUGGCUCGGCUCCACCCGGGUCAAAAGUAAGAUGGUUUAGAUCAUCAAGUGAUGAGCCAAGGUUCAUCAAUACAGUGACAUUUGAUAGCAAGGAGAAUGCUCCCACUCUUGUCAUGGUCCAUGGUUAUGGUGCUUCACAGGGUUUCUUCUUUAGAAAUUUUGAUGCCCUUGCAAGCCGUUUCCGAGUGAUUGCCAUUGAUCAGCUUGGUUGGGGUGGAUCAAGUAGACCUGACUUCACCUGUAAAAGUACCGAAGAAACUGAGGCUUGGUUCAUAGAUUCUUUAGAGGAAUGGCGUAAAGCAAAGAACCUCAGUAAUUUUAUAUUGCUCGGUCAUUCUUUCGGAGGAUAUGUUGCAGCAAAAUAUGCCUUGCAGCAUCCUGAACACGUGCAGCACUUAAUUUUGGUCGGUUCUGCUGGGUUUUCAUCAGAAACAGAUCAUAGCUCUGAGUGGUUAACCAAGUUUCGAGCAACAUGGAAAGGCAUGCUAGUGAACCAACUAUGGGAGUCCAAUUUUACUCCUCAAAGAAUUGUAAGAGGAUUGGGUCCUUGGGGCCCAGAUUUGGUUCGCAGAUAUACCACUGCUAGGUUUGGCUCAUAUUCAACAGGUGAAUUACUAACAGAACAUGAGUCCGGCUUGCUGACAGAUUACAUUUACCAUACAUUAGCUGCCAAAGCUAGUGGAGAGCUGUGCUUGAAAUAUAUUUUUUCCUUGGGGGCAUUUGCAAGGAAACCUCUUCUGCAGAGUGCAUCUGACUGGAAAGUGCCGACCACUUUCAUAUAUGGCCAUGACGAUUGGAUGAAAUACCAGGGGGCACAGCAAGCACGCAAGGAUAUGAAAGUUCCUUGCGAAAUCAUCAGAGUCCCACAGGGAGGACAUUUUGUGUUCAUAGAUAACCCUUCCGGGUUCCAUUCGGCAGUCUUCUAUGCGUGCCGGAAAUUUUUAUCUGGAGAUGCAGAGGAGGGUCUCUCUCUUCCUGAUGGCCUGAUAUCUGCAUGACAGCAUGAGGCGCGAUGUCAUACCAAUUAGCGGUAUGAACACAAAGCAAAGCUAUACGGAGCUAGGAAAUGUUACAAAUGUCACGACUCACCAGAAAUGUUACAAAUGUCACCACUCACCAGUUUCCUUUUUGUAUGUAUGAAUUGUGUGAAUAUACACGUCAUUCAUAUUUGCCGGCGUAUCAGUACUUCAAUAGUGAUAAAACAUGAUCAUAUAUAUAUGUAUGAUUUCUCUAGUCGGUUCUCAUCAAGUCAAGUUAUUGUGAUUGGUGAAUGAUAUACUUUCCAGGUCAACUUUGUGUUUGCAUGUACAAACUAUCAUGGAACAUAUCAGUAUAGUUUA